Anolis carolinensis (green anole) is the source of this 3296-nucleotide messenger RNA. It is a transcript of the gene mylk2, whose product is annotated as myosin light chain kinase 2. Gene Ontology annotation, molecular function: ATP binding; myosin light chain kinase activity; myosin light chain binding. The record is from RefSeq and is a predicted model, not a curated record. The transcript has 12 exons. Gene Ontology annotation, biological process: cardiac muscle tissue morphogenesis; striated muscle contraction; protein phosphorylation. NCBI's taxonomy places the organism in Eukaryota, Metazoa, Chordata, Lepidosauria, Squamata, Anolidae. The coding region runs from base 359 to 2278 and encodes 639 amino acids. Gene Ontology annotation, cellular component: cytoplasm.
UGGGUCUCUGUUUGUUUGAAUCCGCCUCUCCUCCAAGCCGGAGGGAGAAAGAGACAGGCAGCAGAAUGGAGUGUCCUUUGAGCAGAGGCCAAGAGGAACAGGUGGCCCCGAAGGCAGAGAGCAGCAAGCUCAGAGCGGCCCGAGUCCUGGGGUAAAAGAUACCUCUGGCUCCCUGCACUUAAUCCAGCUCCGUUACGCCGAGUAUAGAAGCGGGACCGCUCUCGUCCUACUUUUAAUACACCAUCGACAGCCCUUACACAACAGGGACGAAGCUCCGCUGAAUCCAAAGGAUCUUGGACUUGGAAGUGUCCCUUGGGCCCAUAACCCUGCCGAGGAGGUCCGUUCAGGAGAUCAAGCAAUGGAGACAGAUGGAGAUUCUUGCAAUGCUCAUGAUACUGGAGGAGGAGGAGAGCCCACGGCUCCGGCUUUGGUCUCCACGGAGCUGCAAGAAGAGACAAAAGGAAACAACAAAGAGACAGGAGAAGGUGAGACAAAAGGUGUCCCAGGUGAGACAAAAGCAGAGGAAGAAAGUCAGAAACACCCUGAGGCAUCAAGCCUGACUGUGGCUGGAGGAGGAGAAGCAACUCCAGGAGACGCAAAGGCAACGGAGGUGAACCAAAACCACCCUGAGUCUGGAGCAGAAGGAAACACGGGAGAUGCAAAGGCAAUGGAGGAGAACAAAGGUCUUACUAAGGAAACAAGCCAGACUGUGGAUGGAGGAGGAAGCCAAGGAGAUGCAAAGGCCGUGGAGGAGAACCAAAGCCAUCCUGUGGAAUCAAGCCAGAUAGUGACUGAAGGAACCCAAGGAGAUGUAAAAGCAACAGAGGAGAACCAAAGCCACCUUGAAGGCAGCCAACAGAAGCACCUGCACCUUCAGCCGAGCUUCAGCUGCCCAGCUACUAUGCACAGCUUGGAAGAUAUUCCCGAGGAGGCUUUGGGCACCCAAGGGGAGCAGAAGCCAAAAGAAGAACCGAAGGCUGGAGAAUCCAAGGACGUGGAGGCUCUUGUCCUGCCGCAGGAUCCGGCUGGAGGGCAACCACUUCCAGCCAAAACGGAGGCAGAAAGGACCUUGGCCCGAGAGCCUGACGCUGCCCCAGAGAAUGCUGUGGCCGAGAUCCCAGUUGGACAGGUUCCUUCCGAAAACAAGGCGGACGUGGCCACCCCGGCAGAGGUCGGCGCUCCUCCCAUCAUGCCAGCCUCUCCAACCGGACCCUACCUCACGGCGGACUUUGGCAAAGAGGACCCGACUAUGAUCUUGGAUGACACUCCUCCUCCGCCGGCACCUUUCACUCACCGCAUUGUCAAAAUGAGGACAGGAGAAUUCAAAGACACCUACAGCAUCAACACCAAGGAGAUGCUCGGAGGAGGGAAGUUUGGAGAGGUCCGUGUGUGCACAGUGAAGGAGACAGGCCUGAAGCUUGCUGUGAAAACAAUAAAGGUGAUGGGUCCAAAAGACAAGGAGAUGGUCAACGUGGAAAUCGAUGUGAUGAAUCAGCUGAACCACCGGAAUCUGAUUCAGCUCUAUGAUGCCAUCGAGACGCCGAAGACCAUCAUGCUCUUCAUGGAGUUCGUGGAAGGUGGCGAGCUCUUUGAGAGGAUCAUUGACGAGGAUUACCCACUGACGGAGGUGGACUGCAUGGUCUUUGUGCGGCAGAUCUGCGACGGCAUCCUCUUCAUGCACCAGAUGAAUGUCCUGCACCUGGACCUCAAGCCAGAGAAUAUUCUGUGUGUAACGUCCACGGGCCACAUGGUCAAGAUCAUCGAUUUUGGACUCGCCCGAAGGUACAAUCCCAAAGAGAAGCUGAAGGUCAACGUUGGCACCCCAGAGUUCCUGUCACCCGAAGUCGUCACCUAUGACCAAGUCUCCUACACCACCGACAUGUGGAGCAUGGGAGUGAUCACAUACAUGCUGCUGAGCGGACUCUCCCCCUUCUUGGGAGACAACGAUACCGAGACCCUCAACAACGUCUUGGCAGCCAACUGGUAUUUCGACGAGGAAGCCUUUGAGGGCAUCUCCGAGGAGGCGAAAGACUUUGUCUCCAAGUUGAUUAUCAAGGACAAAAGCGGGCGCAUGAAUGCAGCGCAGUGCCUUCAGCAUCCUUGGCUGAACAACUUGGGAGAAAAGGCCAGGCGCGUCAACCGGCGCCUCAAAUCCCAAGUCCUGCUCCGGAAAUACGUGAUGCGGAGGCGCUGGAAGAAAAACUUCAUUGGCGUCUGUGCUGCCAACAGGUUCAAGAAGAUCACCAGUGCGGGGUCCCUGACUGCGCUAGGGGUCUGAGCGCGAGCGUGCGUGUUGUGUGUAUGCGUGUAUGUGUGCCAGGGAUGGGGCUGGAAGUUCAGGGCGGAAUUGAGAGCAACUAAUAGAACUGCAAGGAAAACUCCUUCCUCCUCCGGCGGGAAUCAUGGACUGAAUUCUGUUGUUGUGAGGCCGUGCAGCCAAGAAAGACAGGACCCACACUGCCGAUUCCUAAGUGGGCUCUGACUUGGAACCUGGGAGAGGAUCCAUCUGUGUGUCUUGGAGGCUUCCCCCCUUGGCCACUCAACAGACCUCACAUCCCUGCGCAGCUCACCAUUGGAGACGGCUUCCUUCCUCCUUAUCUGCUGACAUGAGCCUUGCCCUCUUCCCGUUUCUGCUGCCCUCCAAGUGCUGUGCGCCUCCCGCAUCGGGACUUAUUGCUUCUGUGGAUGCUCCUACGCCACCCACAUAUACCUCACCGGGCACAUAUUGGAAUGUUUGCUGCUUCAAAGUGGCCCUGAAGAUGCCAGAAUCGCCUCUCCAACCAGCUUGUCUUUCUCACCAAUCCCAUUGCUUGUGCCUUGGCUGGCCCAUGAUCAAAGCUGGUCCCGCUGCCUCCACCUUACCCACAACAUCCUACCCAUUAGACAGAAGGUAAAACCUUACAAGAAAGACAUCAGGUAGCAAAGGACAUGUUGUUGGCUCAUCCCUAGCUUUUCCCCGGCCCUCUGCUCUUCCAAAUCUUAUGAUGCUCCUGUUGAACCAUGUUGUCCUUUCAGAGAGGUUCCCAGUGUCGUUCUGUUACCCCAUUGCAACCACAUUGGCGUUUUCCCUUCAUCAAGCUCACAUCCUGAUUCCCUGAUGCCACAGGGAGCCUUAUCUUCGCCCUCCAGUUCUGCACAUUGGCACUUUGCUUCCCCACCUACUAUUGAGAGGAUGAUUGCCCAGACUUAUCUGCCGAGGUUUUACCCUCUUGUGAAGACUGAAAAUCACUUUUCCUCUGUAAAAUGGCUUUCUUUGCUUAAAAAUUCUGAUUUUCGAAAUGAGGUCACCUCUGGGA